Symbiodinium sp. CCMP2592 is the source of this 1785-nucleotide messenger RNA. NCBI's taxonomy places the organism in Eukaryota, Dinophyceae, Suessiales, Symbiodiniaceae. The record is from the annotation of a GenBank genome assembly.
AUGCCACGCGGCCUUGCUUUGGACCUCCGAGAGCGGCGAAUGUAUUGGACCGAGGGUGGCACCCAGAAGUUGCGGAGCGCCACUCUGGACGGCCAGGACCUUCGAGACGUGGUAGUGAAGACUGAAGUUCAGGAGGCGCCCCGUGAUGUGGCCGUGGAUGCCGAACAGCGGAAGGUCUACUGGACAGCCCUCUGUUGUGGACUUCGUCGCGCAGACCUCAACGGCGAGAACGAAGAGGUGGUAGCCAACGCAGAGUUUGCCAGCGGUGUCACCGUGAACAAGGACGUUCUUUACUGGGCCGACUGGAUGAACGGACGCAUUCUGCGAAGGAGCCCCUCUGGACUGGAGGAGCCCAUUGUGACAGGGCUGGCCUCACCAGUCGAUGUAGCUCUCGAUGCUGGCAGCGGCAUGAUCUACUGGUCGGACGUGGGCCAUGCCCGGACACAGAGAGCGCUUCUGGAUGGGCGCGGCAUCCAGGCGCUCAACAUGAGCUGGGCCAUCAUGAACACUUAUGGCAUGGCUAUCGAUGCCUCUGACAGGAAACUUUACAUGACCGACUUCGAGAAAACUGGCGACUUUACAGGGAGUGCCUCUGACUACGCAGGCCGCAUUAUCCGCACCAAUUUGGACGGGAGUGAUGCCGAGGUACUGGUCAGUGAACCGGGCAUGAGCAUGUCAGACACCUGGCCCUACGGCGUGGCCGUGGAUCCGGAAUCUGCCCAGGUCUAUUGGACCGACCGAAAGGCCGGUCGAAUACAGCGGCUCACGCUGAAAUGCCCAGCAGGCGUCCUGGAGGUGGCAAGCCGCAUGAACAGCAGUAACAUCAAGGAUGCACACCCCGUGCCUGGCAUGGGAGAUCAUACGGUAAUGAGUUAUGGACCAUCGAACCCGCUGUUCGUAACCGCCAUCGGCGCAGUUGUUCUGGACAGCAAAGCCGUCCUGCGCUGUGCCGCGCUCAUGUCAGGUGGCACACGGCACAGCGGACCAUGGCAGUUCCAUCCAGGAGAUGGAGCUUUAGCAGGGAUUACGGUGGAUUUUGAUUGCAUCGGCAACGAUUGUGAAUCGGCCCUGCCCCCUUGCAAAGCAGGCGCCGUGUCCGGAGGGUAUGGGCCUUGUCGUCGGUUUGCCUUUCCUUCAAUGUGGUUGGAUGUGGGGAGGGAUCGGAACUUCAGACUGCUCCCAGGCUACAACGGAUCAAUGACGUUAGCCUGCAACAACAACAAGUUCUCGCUGAACGCUGGGUCCUUUCCUCAGCAAUGUCGAGGGGGACAUAGUCAAGAGUGCUCCAGUACGGGAUCGGCGGCCUACAGCCUGAACCUUCGGGAGCCUGACGCCCGCUACCUGAUCAAUUUCGGCGAGCCUGCAGGUCUUCGCCGAUCUCACCAAUCCUUGCCUACGAGGGGGAGCAAUGACCGGCCAUCCGGGAAGUGGUGCGAGUACAUUGCGAGGAGAGAUCAACCAGCGCAUGGACCGUGUGGAGACGGGGGUAACCACAGCCAAUUGGAGCAGACCCUGGAACUGGAACGAAAAAAGUCCAAGUCAUCCAAAGCACGGGGGCUUCAAGCACAGCAGACAUGGACUUCGGGGGGGCGCAAACCAGUGCUCAUCAUGGGAGGUUGGGGGGACGACACCCCGGCAGAAGAGACCCUCAAGAACGUCAAGCAAAUGGUCGAAGACCUACGGAGUGAGGGAAGGAAGGAAGUGAGAGUUAGAGAAGGGGACCGGGGAUGGGGCAGCUCUGACGAGCACAGUGCCGGGACUGCUGCGGAGGACACGGUACCGUAG